AGUGGUCAGCCUGGGACGGAGGGGUGGGCACUUCGUAGGAACGCCCCGCUGCAGACCCGGCAGCCGAGAUGGCGGCGCCGCAACCGUGCUCGGACAGCUCCUGCUGCUCACACCCCGGUGCGGUGCCCGGGGUACAGCAGACGCUGGAGGAGAUGGACUUCGAGAGGGGAAUCUGGUCGGCAGCCCUGAAUGGAGACCUGGGCCGAGUGAAGUAUUUCAUCCAGAAGGCCACGGACCCUAGCCAGCCUGACUCUGCUGGCUACACUGCACUGCAUUAUGCGAGCCGCAAUGGACACUAUGCUGUUUGCCAGUUCCUGCUGGAAAGUGGAGCAAAGUGUGAUGCCCAGACCCACGGGGGGGCCACAGCUCUGCACAGGGCCAGCUACUGUGGCCACACGGAAAUCGCCCGACUGCUGCUCUCCCACGGGUCCAACCCCCGCCUGGUCGAUGACGAUGGCAUGACCAGUCUGCACAAGGCUGCAGAAAAGGGUCACGAGGACAUUUGCUCCCUCCUGUUACAACACAGCCCAGCCCUGAAGGCUGUUCGGGAUCGCAAAGCACGCCUAGCAUGUGACCUGCUGCCCUGCAACAGUGGCCUGCGGGACCUGUUGGCCAGCUGAGGCUCCUCCUCCUGUCUCUGGCUGCCCUUGAAGAGUACCCAGACUAGCUCUCCACACCCUGCCUUGCUCAGUCAGCAUCAUGCUGCCGGGUGGGACUAGGGCCAGAAUGCCCAGAAAAGCCCCCGCCUGGCCAGUGUGGGAGCCAGAAGGGAGGCUUGGGAGGCCUGAAGACUGUGACCCUGGACAGGUGACCAUAGAAGUUAGUCCUUGUAGAAACGGCUAUCCAUUUGGAAGAAAAUAAAGCUUGCGUCUUGACAACAUCCCACAGACAAAGAUAAAUUUCAAGAGACAGAGACCUAAAUAUAAAAAUGCAAAACUUUGAAGUAUUAGAAGAAAAUAUAGAGUGUCUAACAAAAGCUGUUUCCUAGCUGAAUCAGCUUGGUGCAAUGUUCUUUUUUAACCUGCUUGUCCCUCGGUCCCCCCUCCUCCACACACACACCUAGAAUGAUUAGACUAGGCCUGCCUUAGGGUUACUCUGGGUCUGAGGAAGUCCAUGGAGGGCACUCUAGUGAGUGCACUACAUUACAGGCAGCAUGGGAGAGUACCCAUUGCCAGGCCUGGCCUGGCAGUGCAGGCCUGGCCUGGCAGUGCAGGCCUGAAAUACCAGCUGCUCAGGAGGCUGAGGCUACAGAGGAAUUCAUGGCCAGCCUGGGCAACAUAGACCCAGUCUCAAUAGUUCAAUGGUGGAGUGUUUGCCUGACAUGCAAAAGCCGUGCGUUCAAUCCCUAAUACAAUGGGGAGAAACAGUGCCCAGUCCCAAAGUCUAACUGAUACUGGCUUUUAUUCCAGAAUUUCAGUUCUAGAAGUCUGGUCUGUACAAAGCGUAACUGUGCCAGGUGUAGUUACGCACACCUUUAGUCAUGGCGCCCAAGGCAGGAGGAUCUCUUGGAGCUCCAGGUCAACCAGAGCUACAGAGACCUGGUCUCCAAAAACCACGUAAUUAUAACUGCUUUUUUGUUUGUUUUGCACUGCUUACUAGUGAGACUACACACCUGUCUUUGACCUUCCUAUUUACGCCUAUUUGAAAUGUUUUUGUUCUUGCUACGUAGUCUAGGCUAGCCUCCAACUUCGAGCCGUCCUCUGGCCUCAGCCUCCUGAGUGUUGGGAUUAUAGGUAUGCGUCAGCACAUCCAGCUUGCCAUGUUUUUACUGAUUCACAGGAACUUUAUGUUAGAAUAUUGAGCCUUUGCUUUGGGUGUAUGCAUAUAUAGAGAGAAACAUGUAUAAUAUAUGCCUCAUGUAUGUGUAUUAAAAUUUUCUUUGGCACUAUCA
Messenger RNA from Peromyscus maniculatus bairdii (prairie deer mouse), 1891 nucleotides. It is a transcript of the gene Ankrd39, whose product is annotated as ankyrin repeat domain 39. The record is from RefSeq and is a predicted model, not a curated record. Gene Ontology annotation, molecular function: protein binding. NCBI's taxonomy places the organism in Eukaryota, Metazoa, Chordata, Mammalia, Rodentia, Cricetidae.